AUGUCGUCAGCUAUUGCUGAUUUGUGUAAGACAAUACAAAACAUGUCUUCAGCAAUUACUGACUUGAGUACAAAUGUCAAGGUACUACUAGCGAUGUUUAGUGAACAUGAUCAUCCGCAUCAAUUCGAUUGCGGAGUAUCAAGUCAGCAGUUUCCUUUGUCAUCGGAAGAGGAACUGCAGAUGCUGGACACUGGGUUGCAGCAGAAGGAAACGAGGGACAGAUUUAUGGCGAUGCUGACGAGGUUAAUUGGUGAUGACCCUAAAAUGUCAAUGCGUUACGUUUUGUCGUACAUCAUGACACCUGAGGUGGCCAGUAAUUUCACAUUGCUGGGCACUUCUUCAAAGCGCGCACUUCAGAAAUGUCGGUUUUAUGGCUGCAUACGAAGUGCAUUGACAAAUCGCUUCUUGUCAUCCUCCGUUAAUGAAAAAGACCUUGCGAAGCUUUACGACAUCGCGACACAAGGUUAUUUCCAUGACGUCAGAGACAAGUUGAUGAAGCGUAAUCGACGGAAGCAAGAGCAGUUGCAGUCAACAGUCCUAACGAACAUAACCAAUUCACAGGACGACUGUUUUGACUGUCAAUAG
Messenger RNA from Schistosoma spindalis, 585 nucleotides. The record is from the annotation of a GenBank genome assembly. NCBI's taxonomy places the organism in Eukaryota, Metazoa, Platyhelminthes, Trematoda, Strigeidida, Schistosomatidae.